This is a messenger RNA of Mycena indigotica, 450 nucleotides long. Its product is annotated as RING finger protein. Gene Ontology annotation, cellular component: endoplasmic reticulum membrane. The transcript has 5 exons. The coding region runs from base 88 to 450 and encodes 120 amino acids. The record is from RefSeq and is a predicted model, not a curated record. Lineage: Eukaryota; Fungi; Basidiomycota; Agaricomycetes; Agaricales; Mycenaceae. Gene Ontology annotation, biological process: karyogamy involved in conjugation with cellular fusion; nuclear membrane fusion involved in karyogamy.
UUUCUCAUUCUUUCCUGGCUGUCACUUUCCUGUGUAGCCUUUUCAUGGUCUGAACUACAUGCGUUUCCUUCAUCAGGGCCCUCUGAAAUGGAAAUAACGGCCUUAUCAGCCAAUCAUGAGCGUCUCAAUAGCUACUCCAAACGUCCAGACUGCUUUCGUCGCGUCGCUAGUCAAAUUCGUUCAACUUGUGAAGUCUUGGAAACUCAAGAAGCGGAACGUAUCACAGUGGCAAUUUCUUUGACCCUUUGCGAACUUGCGACUGCAACGCACCAUUCUCUGCCGUUGGAAUGUGCACCGUUCUCGUCUGAAUCAGGGAUUCCUGCCUCUGAUGAUACCCACCACGGAGAUUGCGUCGAUGCUCUCUCUCGGAGUGCCCAAUUUUGGUCUAGUUAUUCGGGUUAUCUGCGUGAACCCAACUCUGCUUCGCUUUCCGUCGAUGGAACGACAUAG